This is a messenger RNA of Parasteatoda tepidariorum (common house spider), 1572 nucleotides long. It is a transcript of the gene ND-49, whose product is annotated as NADH dehydrogenase (ubiquinone) 49 kDa subunit. Gene Ontology annotation, molecular function: oxidoreductase activity, acting on NAD(P)H; NAD binding; quinone binding. Gene Ontology annotation, cellular component: respiratory chain complex I. Gene Ontology annotation, biological process: mitochondrial electron transport, NADH to ubiquinone. The record is from RefSeq and is a predicted model, not a curated record. NCBI's taxonomy places the organism in Eukaryota, Metazoa, Arthropoda, Arachnida, Araneae, Theridiidae.
AAGAUAUUUUAUGAAUCUGGCUGUUUUAAGGAAGGUCAACAAAAGUCCGAAAGUGUAAACAUGGCCUCGGUUGUGAGGUCUUUUACUCUAAGUUUACCUGCUAGAAAUUUAUUUAAAAAUGUAUCGUACCAGUAUGGAGCUUCUAUAAUACCAAAUAGAACUAAAACUAAAAGAUGGUAUCCAGAUUUGGAGUUUCUGGAACAAUUUGAAGGACCUGUUAUGUAUCCAGAAAAUUUCCCAGGAGUAAAAUGGAAACCAAGACCUUUAAAAGAUAAAAUACCUCCAGUGGAGAAAAAAAUUCAAAAUAUGAUUCUGAAUUUUGGCCCUCAACAUCCAGCAGCUCAUGGAGUGUUACGUUUGAUUCUGGAAUUAGAUGGAGAGACUGUAAUCAGAUCUGAUCCUCAUAUUGGACUCUUACAUAGAGGCACUGAAAAGCUUAUUGAAUACAAGACUUACACUCAAGCGCUUCCUUACUUUGAUAGACUGGAUUACGUAUCCAUGAUGUGUAAUGAGCAAUGUUACUCCCUUGCUGUUGAGAAGCUUCUAAACAUCGAGGCUCCACCUCGAGCUAAAUGCAUCAGGGUUUUGUUUGCUGAAAUUACUCGAAUUCUCAAUCACAUCAUGGCAGUGGGUACUCAUGCUUUAGAUGUUGGUGCUUUGACUCCAUUUUUCUGGUUAUUUGAAGAAAGAGAAAAGUUAAUGGAAUUUUAUGAAAGAGUUUCUGGAGCUCGUAUGCAUGCUGCCUACGUUCGACCUGGUGGAGUUAAUCAGGAUCUUCCUAUUGGCUUAUUAGAUGAUAUAUUUGAAUGGUUAAGCAAAUAUGGUCAACGAAUUGAUGAAGUCGAGGAUUUAUUGACAAACAAUCGAAUAUGGAGAGCUAGGACAAUCGAUAUUGGAAUAGUGAGCUCUGAAGAUGCUUUGAACUAUGGCUUUAGUGGUGUUAUGCUAAGAGGAUCUGGAAUUAAAUGGGACUUAAGAAAAACGCAACCAUAUGAUGGUUAUGAAAACUAUGACUUUGAUAUUCCUAUUGGUAUCAAAGGUGAUUGCUACGAUAGGUAUUUGUGCCGAAUUGAAGAAAUGAGACAGAGCAUGCGUAUCAUAGAGCAAUGUAUUAACAAAAUGCCCGAGGGGGAAAUUAAAGUGGAUGAUCAUAAGGUUGUACCACCUACACGGGAGGAAAUGAAGACCUCUAUGGAAGCAUUGAUACACCACUUCAAACUUUUCACACAAGGUUACCCUGUACCUCCUGGUGCCACAUACACUGCUAUAGAAGCUCCAAAAGGUGAGUUUGGUGUUUAUUUGGUUUCUGAUGGAAGCAGUAGACCAUACAGAUGCAAAAUAAAAGCUCCUGGAUUUGCUCACUUGGCUGCCCUAGAUCAUAUAGGGAAAAGACAUUUGUUAGCAGAUAUUGUAGCUAUUAUUGGUACUCUGGACGUUGUGUUUGGAGAAAUCGAUCGUUAAAAAUCUUUCUAAUUUAGUUCAAUUCCUAGGUAGUUUGUUUCAAAAUACAUCCCUUAUGUACAUAAAAAAAAUCAAAGAAUGUAUCGAAAACUAAAUAAAGAAUUACAUCUU